GCGGAAAGUAAUUGUAGACGUCUCAACGAGAGAAAUUAAUUUAAUGAAUGGGAGUAUUUGCCAUCUAGAAUUCAUAAAAUGGAAGAACUGACAGAUAGAGAAAAUCUCUUCAAACUGUGGAUGAUUUACAACUCAAAAAAGGAAAGGGUUGCUUUGGAUAAAUUUCUUCAGUUCUUUAUCAAGACUCAUAAAGAAUUUAUAGACAUUCAGUUUGAUCACCUGAAUGAAGGGUUUUGUGAGGAAGGACCACAUCUAACAUUAUUACCAGAUGGUAUAUUAGAGGUAUUAGGUAAUCAACUGGUUAUUAGUAAACAACAAAUUACAUCUAGUUUUACGGAAGAAAAGUUAAAAUUUACAGAAUCUCUACUUGAAUGUCUGAUUGUAAUAUGCAGGAACUAUGAUAAUGUACCAUUAGUGGCAUCAUGUGAGUUUGUGUCUAAUACAGUAGCAAUAGCUGCCUCUGUAAUUGAACAGAUAUGUGGAGAUGAAGAUGAUGAGUCCUGUUGUUCAUCAUCUCUAUUUUUAUCAUUUAUUCAACAUGUCAUUCAUUUGUUAGAAUGCCUUUAUGACCCAUAUUUUAUAUGGAGAAAAAGAUUGAGAGGAUGGAAAGUAGAUAAAACAAGACAAAGAUUUAAACCAGCAUGUUUACAUAAUGAAGUUGUACCUUUCUUUCAUGACUGUUUCCAACAAGAAAAAUUAGUAACCGGUAUUCAGCUACAGUUACUACAUCUAUUUGGUGCCAUAAUAUCAGGAGCACAGCAUAAUGCAUUAAAAGCUAUAACACCAGCAACGUUAGAUGUUUUAUUGAAAGUUUUGUCAAGUAAUAGAAAAUUUGGACCAACUAAUACAAACAGAGAAGAAAUAUCUACACUAAAAGACUUGGUGCUCAAAUGUAUUGUACGAGUAGUUCAUGUUAUACAUUGUUGUAGUCCAGAUCAACGCCAGAUAGAAGUCAGUGAAGUUAUGCAAGGUUAUAUGAAUGUUUUACAAAAACUAGAAUUAGAGGAAUCAGAUAAUGACGAUCAAGACACACAUUUGCAGUUAACAAUGAUCUCAACUGUUGAUGAAAUGUUAUCUUGUAAUGAUAAAGGAGCUCUACAGGUUUUACUUGUCAGUGGUGGAACGUUUAACUCUUUUGUUUCCUUGCUACAGAAAACAUCUUUAACAGGAAGUAUUGCUCAGUCAUUAGCUAUUUCUGUGAUAAAGGUUAUACAAACAAUAUUAGCUGGUUCUAAUAAUGCCAAGUGUCAAGUAAACUAUGAAAAGUUUGUUGAUGCUAUGAGAAGUUUAGGUCAACCAUCAAUUGAAUUAUUAAAAUCGUUAUUAGAUUUGGUUGUGGAAGAAGAAUUUGUAGAGAAAGAUAAUCAUUUAGUUCAUAAUACCAAGGCAGCUGUCAUGUUACUUCAAUGGUUACCAGACAUUCAAUCACAUGAUCUCCAAAUAUGGCUGUCAUACCAACUGAAGUGUCUUUGUGGUCGUGGACAUAGAAAUCGCAUGAAUUGUUGUAAUGCUGGAAUGGUAGGAGCAAUAUUAGGUGUUUUAGGGCGACAACGUCAGAUUGAUCCUAAAGCUGUCAGUAAUCUUAUAAAAUUAACAGAGUUAUUAGGUACACAUUCAAUACAAGCUAGUGAACUAAAACAGUUGAUUGCUUUAUUACGUUUAGAUGAAGAAAGUGUUCAGAUGCCAUAUUGUACAAGGUUAAUGAGAGCUAUAUCAACAAUGGCUAGGAGAGACGGUAGAGAUGGGGCUUUACAAUUCUUUGAUAUACAAUCUAGAACGGAUGGUUUAGUCUUGCCAACUAUAAAGAAAUGGCCAGGACCCGGUUAUACUAUACACUGUUGGUUAUGUUUAGAUACAGAGUUCGACUUAAGUCCAUAUCAUCUACAUGAUCCAACACUAUUUAGGCGACAACUAUACAAUAUUUCUGGUAGUCAUGGUAAUGGUAUAGAAGGCUUUUUCACCCCAGAUGGUACCUUGGUUAUUGGUGUUUAUAGUAAAAAGGAAUACUGUACUCUAACUCUGGAAAACCAUCAACUAUCUGAUAAUCUUUGGCACUGUAUUGAUAUUACCCAUACCAGUUCUAGACGUCCUUUUACAAACAGUCAAGUUACAAUUUAUAUAGAUGGACGGCAAAAACUCACUGCUCAACUUAAAUUUCCUAACCUAACUGACCCUUUGUGUUCAAACAGAAUUGGAUCACCAGGAAUAAAGUCACCACUAGAAACAUCAACAGAACUAACAGCCACAACACCGACAGCUACAGAACCCAAAUUACCAUCUACAUUAAAACGCUUCUUUCAAGUCAGUCCAAAAUCUACACCAGCUCAACAGAACGUCAGUAGCAUUCCAUCUGGGAUGCAAGAUGACAUUUGGGGUUCUCCAAUCACAAUUCAUGGCCAAAUUGGUUCUAUAUGUAUAUUUCAUGAUGCCAUUUCACAGAAUCAAGUCCGUUCUUUGUAUUCUAUAGGUCCAAAUCACAUGACUCUCUUUAAUGAUGAUUCAGAAUUAUUUGAUUUACCAGGAAAAUUAUUAUGUCAUUAUAAUGCUAAGGCAUGUAAAGAGAAUAUAUGUAUAGAUUUAUCUAAUAGUCAAAAUCAUGCUAUAUUAGCUGGUCAAAAAUGUGUCACAUGGGAUAUCAAGGAUGUUGUAAACUGUGUCGGUGGUAUACAAGUUUUAUUUCCCCUAUUAGAGCAAGUGGAUAAAAUACCAGCAGCAAGACAUGAUAGUCCUGAUUCUAGUAAUAUGAUUGAAUCAUCUGUCUCAGAAGAAAAUGACGAAUGGGUUAUAGUUCCUAGUAGUUCUUAUGCUGAUGCAAAUCUUGAACAAAAUCAGGUGUCAGCCUUUUUGACCAUGUUACGUAACAUGCUACAAACAAAACCCAUCAAUCAAGACUCUUUUGUUAUAAACCAAGGUGCAGCUACAAUAGGAGCUUUAUUACAGAAGGUGGAUCCUAAGUUAAUAGAUGUACAUGUAUUAAUGGCUGUACAGUUAUUAAAGGAUGCCUUUAUGCAGGCUAACAAACAACUCCUGUAUCAUCUUUAUCAAUAUAUAUUGUUUGAUUUCCGUAUUUGGAGUAAAAGUGAUUUUCCUGUUCGAAUAGGUCAUAUCCAGUAUUUAGCAACUAUUAUUAAAGAUGAAAGACAAUAUUUCCGAAAGAAAUAUGGUGUUCAGUAUAUAUUAGAUGUCAUCAGAACUUAUUACAGUGGCAGUAAUGGUUAUGAAGAAGAUGGGAAGACAAUAAGAGUAUCAUUAUUAACAUUAGUUAAAUAUUAUAUCACACAUGAUAUAAAACAAGAAGAAUGUUCACAGAUUAUAGCUUUCUUAUUAUUGGUCAAAGAAGAGGAAUUGGUAAGAGUUCUUACAGUGUUUGCAACUGCCUUAAAAAUUGACUGUUUUAUAUAUGUUAUUGAAAUCAGACAAGGUGUAUGA
Molecule: messenger RNA, 3429 nt
Organism: Patella vulgata (common limpet)
Lineage: Eukaryota; Metazoa; Mollusca; Gastropoda; Patellidae
Product: neurobeachin-like protein 1
Exons: 27
Coding region: 79-3429 (1116 amino acids)
Source: RefSeq, a predicted model, not a curated record